This is a messenger RNA of Moneuplotes crassus, 993 nucleotides long. The record is from the annotation of a GenBank genome assembly. Lineage: Eukaryota; Ciliophora; Spirotrichea; Euplotida; Euplotidae.
AUGAACUCUGGAACAAGACCUUAUCAAAAUAUAAGCCAGCUCCAAUAUGUUGCAUCUGAGUAUACAGUAAGAUAUUUUGAUUUGUCCAUUGCUUUACUGUUUUAUUGAUCAAUCAUAUAAAAUUCUUAAUUGGUAUCAUUAUCUACAUACAGACCAGAAAAGAAGCAUUGGGCCUUACUUCAAACAUAGCCAAGCAUCCACCAUCAAGUUCAAUAAAAUCAACGCCAAUUUUGUUGGAAGCCACUCAGUCUCUCCGUGCACAGACUUCUCAUUUCAAUCAUCAAAGAUUCUCCAAAAUAUUUACUCCUUGAAGUACUGGCAAUGUUUCGAAACUCAAUGAAGAAAGAGGUUUAAAAUCAAGUGACUUCGCCAAGGUCUCUGAGAGGGAAGAAAACAAAUAUACCGCAGAUGAAGAGAGAAUCAGAGACUUCUAUACCAAAUAUUGUUGAUGUCCUCCUUCCACUCAAGCCUCUCCUUUUGACUCAGAAGAACAGCAAGCUAAACAGAUGACUUUCGCUAAUAGAAAGCUAGUGAACAAAAUUCAGAAAGAGUUUCCUGGUGUUCGUGAAGAAGCCUUGCAACUGCUCUUCAGUAGUUUCAUGAGCACUCACAGAGAAGGUGAUAUCGUGUUCACUACUAGACCCAAGUCUAAGAAGACCAGAAUACGACCGAACUUUAGAGGGUCUAAGUUUAUAGGAGUGUCACGAAAUGGAGAGUCUUGGCAAGUCUACAUCGUAAUCGAUAAACGCAAGAAAUACGUAGGGUGUUUCAGUUCUAAACUUGAAGCUGCAGCUAUCUAUGACAAGCUAGCAAUUAACUUCCAUGGGCGAAAAGCUAAGACCAACUUUUCUUACACGAAGCAAGAAGUUUUGCAGAUUAUAUAAGAAACAUGAGAGCAUUUCAGUAAAUUGAAGGAGUUAUUGUCCCCCAGGAUGUCAAAGGCAUGAGCACAGAGAUCAAUAAUUAACUUAAUUUGUUGUUAAAGCUUCAGUU